AUGCGUUUCCUCACACUCCUUCCGGCUGCGGCCCUCUUUGAAACGAGCAUAGCUGGCUAUGUCCUACAAGACGACUACAUGACCGACUUCUUCGGCAAUUUCAACUUCUUUACUGGCCCUGAUCCGACAAAAGGUUUUGUCAAGUACAUCGAUCAGACAACGGCCCAGCAGACUGGUCUUAUCAGCAAUACUUCUACCACUAAGAUGCAAUGGGGGGUCGAUGUUCAGAACAAAACCCCGGAAGGUAGACCAAGUAUACGUCUUGAGAGCAAGAAGAGAUAUGACCGUGGCUUGAUCGUGAUCGAUGUCGCCCAUAUGCCUUUUGGUUGCGGUACAUGGCCUGCCUUCUGGACAUUCGGUCCAAACUGGCCCAACAGCGGCGAGAUUGACAUUCUCGAGGGUGUAAACGACCAGACCAACAAUGGCAUGACAUUGCACACGGGACCAGGAUGUAAGAUCGGUGAAGACAGAACCGUGUUCUCUGGCACAGUGGACUCACAGAACUGUGACAUCAACGCCGAGGGACAGUCAAAGAACAAGGGAUGCACCAUCAAGCAUCCCUCGACCCAGAGCUAUGGCGAGGGUCUCAAUGCAAUCGGCGGAGGUGUGUACGCCGUAGACUGGACGGACCAAGCCAUCAGCGUAUACUUCUUCCCACGCAACUCGAUCCCAGAAGAUGUACUCGGCGCCAGCCCAAACCCAAGCGGUUGGGGCAAGCCAGCAGCCAAGUUCACCGGUGGCUGUAACAUUCCGCAGUUCAUCAAGCAGCAGCAAAUCGUCUUUGAUACCACCUUCUGCGGUGAGUGGGCUGGUGCCGAUGCCGUGUGGGGCGCCAGCUCUUGCGCGCAGAAGGCGCCGAAGUGCGUGGACUAUGUGAGGGAUAACCCAACGGCCUUUAAGGAGGCCUACUGGACCGUCAACGCUCUGAGGGUGUAUCAGAAUAAUGCCGCGGGGGGUCCUGUUUCUCCUGCACCUCAAAGUCCAGGUGUUCAAUCGCCAUCUCCUGCGCCCAUCAGAGUCUCUACGCAGCCAGACCCGGCAGUCUCAACUCCGCCAGCGCAAAACACUCCAUCUAGACCGAACUUCAAGAACCCCUUGGAACAAGACGCUGUCGACCCUCAGGAGCCAGUUCAGGGUCGCCCUCCAAUCCAACCCCAAUCACCUAUGCCCAGCCCAACAAGACCAACAAGACCUGAUCAUGUACAAAACUCCAAUCCCGCUGACGCUAACGGCAAUCCAGACUUCCGAUGGCCCUUAGGUGAAGCAGAAGGAGACAGCCUGCCAAAAUUCACACCCCCACCUGCUAAUGGCGCUCAAGUAGCCCGGGGCUUUGGAGGAGAUCUCGCCGCGCGGGAAGACAGGUCUUUUACCCCCAACCCGGCCAACCUUGUCCCAAGGGCGACUGAUACUAUCGUUCCCCGUGCGAAUGAUGUUCUUCAAGCUAGAUCAGACGGGCCUUCUAUCCUCAUCACGGCCGACCUUGUCCCAAGAGCGACUGAUAACCCCGUUCCACAUGCGAAUGCCGCCCGCGCUGCUCAGAGCCAAGAAGCAGAUGAAAUUACAACCUCACCUACACCUCUUCCAAAUAAGGCACGGUAUGCGAGACAUAUACGUCAGCACAGGCGGAGGCUUACGAAGCAUAACGUGGCGAUGUAG
This is a messenger RNA of Plenodomus lingam JN3, 1656 nucleotides long. RefSeq lists its product as uncharacterized. Lineage: Eukaryota; Fungi; Ascomycota; Dothideomycetes; Pleosporales; Leptosphaeriaceae. Gene Ontology annotation, biological process: glucan catabolic process. Gene Ontology annotation, molecular function: hydrolase activity, hydrolyzing O-glycosyl compounds. The record is from RefSeq and is a predicted model, not a curated record.